Molecule: messenger RNA, 7054 nt
Organism: Monomorium pharaonis (pharaoh ant)
Lineage: Eukaryota; Metazoa; Arthropoda; Insecta; Hymenoptera; Formicidae
Product: maternal B9.15 protein
Exons: 3
Coding region: 644-1453 (269 amino acids)
Biological process (GO): negative regulation of mitotic cell cycle; negative regulation of cell population proliferation
Cellular component (GO): cytoplasm; nucleus
Source: RefSeq, a predicted model, not a curated record
UUGCGUCGCCAGGAAACUGGCGUCGCCAGAUCGACGGCGUGUCGCAUGCUCGAGCGUACGAGCGAAUCCUCUGUCUCCUCCUAACCUGCUCUGUCGUCGUUGUCGCCGCUGGUAUAACCUAACUCGCGCGCACGCAUAACAUAUUGCGUCCCGAUUCGGCGCCCUGGCGCAAUCGGCCGCGCGGAUGACGCAACGGCGGCGUUGACCGCGCGUCAUCGACCGCGUCGAUCUUUGCUCCGGCGGGGCACGUGGCGACGAUGAGUCACCGUCGUCGACGACGUCGUGGCGAGUCGCGUCUCUUCGAGCGCGCUGGAAAGUGGAACGCGCCUCGCGUUGCGAUUCCACGCCGUAGAACGCACUGCCAGAUUGUAGCAGCAUUAGCGGAACAUUAUCACGGAUAUUAUCACGUAGCAUAUACAAAAUUCUGCAACAACAAAAUAGUGACAGCCAAGACCCCAACCAUUUACACCCAAAACGUGGAUCUUAAGGAAUUCAAGCGUUGCAAAAGCGGUGCAGAAGGGCUCUAUGUGCUCCACCGUGACACUGGCGAAUGGUACUUUAGUUUCCAAGAGCUUGCUACUGUGGUAUUGCGAGAGGUCUGUCCAGGUGGCCUGUAAUCCGGGUGUGCGACAACAGCGGCAAAAUGCUCAACGAGAUCAGGGCGGCGGUACUGUUCUUAGUAAAUCUGAUCGAAAAAAGCGAAAAAUUUAGUCCCGAUCAAUUAGAAUGCUUUGAGCGGCACCUGGUCAAGCUGCUGACGGAACGCUUCAAGAAUCACUGGUUCCCCGACAAGCCAUUCAAGGGCCAGGGCUACCGUUGCAUCCGUGUCAAUGGCCACAAUCGCCGGGACGCGACCCUAGAGAGCGCUGCAAACGCCGCCGGCGUCAAGUACGAGGAUCUCGCGUUGCCAGUGGAGUUGACGCUGUGGGUUGAUCCCAACGAAGUCUGCUGCCGAUUUGGUGAGAGCAAGGGCUCUUAUUGCACGCUGGCGUCGUUCGACGAUAAGGAGAACACCGUACCCAUUUUCCAAUUUACGGAACAUCACGAGAGCACGGAGAACGAGAAUAAACCAACUCCCGUGGGUUCCAUCAAGAUACAGAAAUCCCUUCUAACCACAAGUACAGAACAACAGCCGAAAUCAAAACCAUUAAGUACCGCUAAUCAAAAUCAGCAGCAUAGCAAUAAUGGUGCAGGUAAGAGACGCAACUUGAACAGUCCUAGACUACACUUGAACAGGAAUCGUUCGUGGUUCGGCCAUUCCUUCAACAUGGGUUACGGCCCGCAUCCAAUCGGCCAGCCCUGGUAUAAUAUAAUGCCCCCGCAUUUCCUCGGUGGCCCUUCUCCACCGCCCUUUGUGGGACACCGAGGAAACAAAUGGGUACAUCAGCCUUCUUAUCCCGCUGGACCCGCUCGUUUCCACCACUGGUCUCCCAAAGCUGCUCUUAAGGUAUAAAGAGAAUCGUUUUAAGAAAACAGUUAAAAAACCUGUUUCUUCUUUGAAGGAAAAGGAGGAAAUUCAAAGGAAUAAAAGUAAUCGUUCACUUGUUUUCCAGAAAAAGCAUAUUGUUGUUUUAACCCAUGACAAAUUAUCGUAAUGCAGUUUAUUGUUAAAAAGAACUUUAAUUAUAGUGUAUUCGUGACAUAUGUUUGCAGGUAAAGAGCGCGUAUGUGUAAAUUUUUAUAUUUGAAACAGGUUUAUUAACGUGUUUUAGUGACGAAAAUUAUCCAUCCUGUAAUUACAAAUGACCUUGUUCGAACUAAGGCUUACGAUUUUUUAUGACGAAAGGUAUCGCAUUAUUACAUGUUACGUAUAUAAUAAUAAAUUGGAGUAAUAAAUGUUUAACUCCGGAUGCAAGGUUGCUUGUAAAAAGGGUAGAGACUAGUGGCAAUUUAAAUAGAAUUAGUAAACGGCGCAUUAGUAUAUGCGUGAAAUGGAAAAUAGAUGUCAUAUCAUGUGACGAGUUAUUUCAAUCCAGUUCUUGAAAUAACUUAAAUAUUAUUUUCAGAAUAUACGCGCGAGGAAUUGAGAGAAUCUGUUUGUCUUUAGCUAAUUGUCGUGAAUUUAUAAAUUUAUUAUAUAUCUGCUUUGUUACAUCUAUUUUGUUACAUGUAUGUUGUUGUCAAAUGCGUUAUUGAAGCUUUAUAAUUGAAUUGGCAACGCCAUUUGUUUAAGCGUUAAUAGUUUAUGAUCGAGGAAGAAUAAUGGGAAUAAUUUCGAAAGUUUUCGAAAUUUGAUAUGAUUAUUUUUAGUAUAAAAUAAAGUGCAAUUUUAUUACUUUGCUACGUUAUAUACGAUGAUUACUCGUAUGUUUAACGACAAAAUCGGAUUGUAGUGUUUCUUAAACGGUUGAAUGAAACACCCGUCCCGUACUAUCUUCGGAUGGUUUAUUGAGGGAAGGUCUGGUAAACUUGAUAGUACGGGACGGUGUUUCACCCACAAUUGUAUAAAAAAUUAUAUAAUUAAAAUACAUUUUAUUUUACAAUAAAAAGAAAUUUUUUAUAAGAAAUAAUACGUUGAAUAAGGUAUAGAGAAGCUUUAUUUCACACCGAAAGGAAUAUCUAUCAGGUUUCAAAACUUUCAAAAUUAAUCCUGUUAUUCUGUCUCAUUGUAGUCUAAUUUAAACUGGAUAUAAAUAACCGGUUUUGUUCCGAUAUGACUAAUAUUUGCUCUAUACUAGGUUUUAUUUGCAUAUUAGCUAUAUAUCGUAACAGAGAAUUGAAUAAAGUGUUAAAAGAAAGUUACCUUUCAUAUUUCACGUGUGUAUAUAUAUAUACAUACAUAUAUAUAUAUAUAAAACAAUCGGUUGUAAUUGCGUGAUUUCGAAGAAUCUUGAUAUAUUUUUUAAUUUGGAUAAAUUUAAUUAUAUAUAUACAUAUUAUUAUAUCGUCUAACAAAGUGUGAGAACAAGAUCGUUCUACCCUCCCGUGUGAGAGAUAACGACGCGAAUGCGACGCUAUUAAUUUUCGCGCUCGAAAAGAAAGAAAAUCCACUUGUUAUUUAAAGAUACUGCCGCCAUUGAGAUUUUUAUUGAUGAUCAAUGCCGCUGUUGAAUUAACGAAUCGGCACCGACAUUAAAAUUAAUCGCGCUGCCACUUGCAGUUAGACAGGUUGUUGCUGUCGUCAUGUUCGACGCACGGACGAGCGUGUCGAGUUUACUCUUAUAAAUUACAUGCUAUUUUUAACUUUACUCGUUUUUGCGUAUAUUAUUCAACUUCUUAUGGAGUUAACGUAGUUCAAACAGAAUAUAUUUCAAUAUAAUAAUAAUAAUAUCAAUGUCAUGUCACUGUAUAUUCGGCCUUUUAUAUUAUAGAGAAUUUAUAUCAUGAGAAUUUAUAUUACGAGACUUUAUGAUUAAUAACAUAUAUUUACUUAUACAUAUGUUGGCUUUAUAUACAUCAUAGACAUACGUAUUUCUUGUUUUCAUAUGGUGUUAUCGUUAUAUAUACAAUAUGUGUACAUGUGCUGUGCGUGAAUAUGUCAGUGUAGAUGUCGAAAAAUGUAAUUCUUAUUUGUGAUUUAUUCUGUAAGAUCAGUUGUUCCUUCGAGAUACUUUUAUUGUGUUCACAGUAUAUUAAUGCCGAACUUAAUUUCGUUUCACGCGACUUAGUUAAGCUUUACUAUGUAAUUAGUGAGCUUAUCUUUAAUUGAACUUAUAACAGAUAUAUAUAUAUAUUUUUUUUUUUUAAUUUAUAAUCAACAGUCAGUAGAGAUAUAUAAUUUAUUACGCUUUGCUUGAUAAGUUUCCAUACGUUUACCCUUUAUCAUGCACUUCGAAAAAUUAAUGAAACGGUAAUCUUUUAACAGAAAUUUUUGUAAGUUAACUUUUUAGAUUAAUUUACGAUGUUAAUUUUUCGUGGAAUAUGAAACGAGAAUUAAAGAUAGCAAAAUAUGUUAAAAAUUAGGUCUGCAAAGUAUUUUGUGUUUUUACCAUCAAUAAUUCUUUACUUCCCGAUUUGGGUAUCCAAUCAGAAACGCGAAAAUUGGACCUAGUCCGAGACGUGCAAUGGACAUUGUGCAAUAUAUUGUUGUGUAAUGAACAAAACGCGAAUUUUCUCGAAGGAACAAUUUUUGUUACGUGAACCAGACGACAUUGCGAAUAUAUCUCUGCAAUUUCGAAAAAGAAAAAAUCUCCAAAAAGCACGAGCUGCAUUCCUACUUUGCACUAACAGAUUGCAGGAAUAACAGACAUUUUUAAGUAAUCGUUUCAAUAAUAUGGUAAAGAAACACCGGGACUGAAGAGUAUGUUAUAUUUAAUGUCGCAUGGUAGAAGUAUAACUGUGCCCGAUACACGCGGAUUCUGGUACUGCCAUUGUUGCCGGAUGCGCGAAUGAUCAAGAUUAAUCUAGAUGUGUAUCGUAAAAAAGUAGACUGCGUUAGCCGACAUUUUAAUCAAAGGUAUAGGAUGACUCGUCGUAAUGUCUUCUCGCGGCCUCGUUUCGCGUAACGGAGGUGCCGCAAUUUCAUUUCGACAAACGGCGAACGCCUCUACCUCGAGGUCUGACUGCCGACGUUCAGCAAAGUGAAUUAGUUCCUUUAUUGGCGAAUAGGUCACAAUGCGACUGUCGUUUUCCUAAUGCAAAUUAGUUGUAAUAUUAAAUAAAUCAUUAAUUAUGUUAAGAUCGUUUAACAACGCAUUGAGAGAAAAAAUUGUUAAUUUGACUAAGCUUUUCAACGUGGUUAAGUUUUUUCGGUCUUAGUAUUUAUACAAAAGUUUAUAUUAAAGUUCAAAUAUUUUAUGAAUUUAAGUUAAAUGAAUAAAUAUUUGCAUAAUUGAAGAAAUUUAAUCAAAUUAAAAAAUCCAAUCAAAUUACUUGACAACUUUUUUUUUCUCAGUGUGUCCCGAGAAAAUUCAGUAGUUUAUGUAUACAAAGAUAAAAUCGAGAUAGUUUAUGCAGCGAAAUGGUAUCUCUGUUACGACGAAGAGAAGCCACUGUGAAUUGGGUCGUUCCAUAUGUAGCGCAAUUCAGCAACUUUCACGUUUUACAGUUAGAACAGUUCGCUAAAUGCAUGUAAUCUGCCCUAGCAUAGGAAUUUUGUGUUCAAUUUGUUAACAAACCUUAUUCAGAAGAAUUAUGUUGUUGUUAUGUAGGAAUAUGAAAAGUUUAUAUAGAUAUUAUAUAUACAAAUACAUUACUGCAUAUAUACGUAGAAUUAAGCAAUAUUGCAUUCGGACGUAUUCUUUUAUUAAUAUUCUUACAUAAUAUAUAAUAUAUACACGUACAUGUACAUAUACAUACAUAUAUAUACAUAUACAUGUGCGUGUACGCGUGUGUACACUCAUAUAUAUACAUGCACAUGUAUACGUGCAUAAAAGUAUAUGUGUGUGUAUAUAUACUAUUAAUGAAAGAGAGAGAGAGAGAGAGAGAGAGAGAGAGAGAGAGAGAGAGAGAAAGAGAGAAAGAGAGAGGAAAAAAGGCGCUCAACAUUUGAAAUGUUCCAAACUUUCUAACUGUGUUCACGUAGGACAAAAAAAUUGCGAAUGUGACAACAACGUACCUUUUCUUAAUGAUAAGUAGUUAGUCAAUUACUUUAUACGAGAGUCAGACAAAAAAACACACACACACACACACACACACACACACACACACACACAUGUUUUGCCCUUCUUGCGUGAUCAAUGGUAAAAUGCAGCAGACAGGCGUGCUCAAGAAAAAAAAGAAACAAUACCACUUGUAAUAGAAAAUUUGGAAUGAGAUGCACAUGAGGUGAUCAGAACGAAUAAUAAUGACCAUUUCUAAUAAUGCACUCUCUAAAUCUUAUAUAGAAUGAAAAUUGAGCUUGUGCAAUUAUUUCAAGUGAUUUGGCAUUUUAUAAGAGUCAAAGUUCACUCAUAUAGAACUGAAUAGGACUCCGACAGGAGUAAUUUUUACUUUUAUUGCAAAAAAAAUUAAUAUCAAAUCAACAAUCAUUGUUUCACGUGUGUAUAAGUACAAAUAUACAAUCUUCUUUAAAAAUUUACAAUCUUAAAUUUGAGCAAAAUAUUAUUUUUACUUCAAUUAUAAUAUUACAAUAGUCUCAUCUAAAGACUACAAUAUAAUUGUUUUAAUAAUAACAAUAAUAACAAUAUUUCUAAUUUUUGUUAUUGUGCGUGUUGACAUUAUUAUCCCUUUUUAACUUACGACAGUUAUUAUCGAAUAUAAAGAUAAAUACACAGAAAAAAAAUGUAAUAUAGUCAAUAACAUAUGUGAUUGCGGGCUGCCAACUACAUAAAAUACUCAAUACAAUAAUGUUUGCUAUUAAUGCAAGUACAAUGUUGAUACUGCAAUAGCAUAUAUUAUUGUAUUGAGUAUAUCUGUAAUUGGCAGCCCGCAAUAACAUAUCUUAUUGAAUAUAUUACUUUUUUUUUUUUCAGUGUAUAUAUUUCUCUUGAUCUACACAAUUUUUUCAUGUUGGCAAGUUAUGUCUGUUUAAGAUUAUCAAAUUCUUUAAAGAUUUCAUAUUCUUGAUUAUGAAACAUUGAUUGUUGAUAAUCUUUCUCUGUGAUAAAAUAAGAAAUCUCACAAAUAAUUGAACAAACUCUAAUUUUCACUCUUUUUAAAGUGACAUUUCGCUUUACGAGAUUUAAAGAAUAGAUUAACUUUAGUCACUAUUUAAUUUUUAUUUUUCUAAUUCUAAAUAUCAGAGAAAGAUAAGAAGAAAGUUAAAUCGAGAUUAAAGUUAUUCCAUAUUGGUAGAAAUGGACGCAAUGACAGGCGGAUCGACGACUUGCGAUCGGCACAAAACUUUGUACUUAUUCUAUUUUCGCCGGACGUUUUAGCACCUUGAAUCCGGCAACUCUAUUUUGCGUUUUAUCUUCGACUCGGCUUAUCGGAAUUGCGUAUCUAAAUGGGGACUGCAUUCAUACGAUGUGUAAUGCGUGGUAUUGAGGGUGGAGAGUCGAUCGAACGAAUAAUAGAAAUUAUUAAAGGGAUCUCGGUCGCGCGAGGCGCGAGUCGAAUCGAUGCCACGUGUCGCGCGCGUUAGAUCGGUGGAUUCAAAGUGUUAAAUCGACGUUAUACGUACGAGUAGCACGAGAAUAUCAGUGCCUUUUCCUUCGUAAACGAAAAAAAAAAA